UUACACUUGGCACAGUGCAGUCAGGCAAGUACCAUUCUCCUGGCAACCACCAAACCCAGACACACCCAUCGGUUUGCCAGACAGAUAAGAGUGAUUUGUCACUCCAGAGAACACCUGCUUGGAUGCAGCUGCUCAGCCCACUUGGUGGCUGAGUUGCUGUCCUUCUCAGUUGCUUCCACUUUGUUAUAAUACCACUAACAGUUUACCGUGGAAUAUUUAGUAGCUAAGAAAUUUCAUGGAUGGACUGAUUGCACAGGUGGCAACCUAUCACGGCACCACGCUUGAAUCCACUGAGCUCCUGAGAGCGACCCAUUCUUUCACAAUUGUUUGUAGAAGCAGUCUUCAUGCCUAG
Messenger RNA from Staurois parvus, 352 nucleotides. The record is from the annotation of a GenBank genome assembly. NCBI's taxonomy places the organism in Eukaryota, Metazoa, Chordata, Amphibia, Anura, Ranidae.